AUGAAAAAAGAAGUGUACGCGAUGAAAGUCAUUCGGAAAUCUGAAAUGUUAAGGAACUGCCAAGAGGGGCAUUUACGCGCUGAGAGAGAUUUCCUUGUUGCCUCCGAGAAAUCUAGAUGGAUUGUGCCACUCAUUUCGAGCUUCCAGGAUGUCAAUAAUCUGUACCUUGUCAUGGAUUACAUGGUUGGGGGGGAUUUCCUGGGACUGCUUAUUCGAAAAAAUAUCCUCUCUGAAGAUGUCACCAGAUGGGAUGUGAAACCAGAUAAUUUUCUGAUAUCCGCAUCUGGGCAUCUGAAGAUUUCCGACUUUGGCCUUGCUUUCGACGGUCAUUGGUCCCACGACCAGUCAUAUUUCAACAAUCACAGGCAUUCUUUGCUGAAAAAACUGGGUAUUCAUGUCGAAGGGGAUUCCCAGGAUCGGGAAGAAUUUGCGAAGGCUGUGGAACGCCAGCGUGAGAAGGAUCGAAAAAGGUCGUCUGUGAACUCUGGAUCAAGUGAAGAUUGCCCAGCCGAAAUUUGGGGACCUGGCCUGAACGAUGACAUCUUGCGAUGGAGAAACAGAAAGGAAAAGAGGAAGCUUGCUAGAAGCGUAGUGGGUACGAGUCAAUACAUGGCACCCGAAGUUAUACGCGGCGAUCUAUAUGACGGCAGGUGUGACUGGUGGAGUGUUGGCGUGAUUCUCUAUGAGUGUUUGUAUGGGUUUACACCGUUUUCUGCAGAAACUCGCCAUGACACAAAAGUUAAGAUAUUAAAACAUGCCGAAUCACUGUACUUCCCGCAUGAAAAACCUUCGGACAGGCUUAUUUCGGCUGAAGCAAUCGACCUCAUUGGACAAAUGCUUCAGGAAAAGGAAUACCGGCUUUGUUCAAGAAAGUAUAUGCUGAAUGACUAUGUUCAUUCAAAAAGACUUCCUGGUGGGCUCCUCAAUUGGCCAUCAGAUAAGCAGAGCACGAAUUAUCAGGGGUACUAUGUUUAUUCGGAUGACGCUGGUGAUAUUAAAGAGCACCCUUUUUUCAAAGGCAUUAGAUGGGAAGAGCUCCAUUACCGUAAACCACCGUUUGUUCCAAAAGUUAAAAACUGGGAAGACACAAAAUAUUUCGAAGACGAAGAUCCGAUUAGCGAUGUGGAUGAUGGAUCGAGUUAUGGGGAUCAUCACCCUGAAACCGAAGCUCCUGACCUGGUAGCCAAUAACCCGGAUUCAAGUCGCACGGUUCAUGUGAUGGAUAUCGGAGCCCAAACGGAUGGCCCUCAAACUGCAAGCAUGAAGGAAAUAUUGAAACAGAACGCAAGAGCUGGGUUAGAGGCUAAUAUGCAAGAAAAAUGCCACAAGAAAAAGAAAGAGAAGAAGAGGCCCAGAGACAAGAUUUUGCGUGACGAAACGAUUGGACGGCAGGCGCUCAACUUGAGAAAGAGGGGAGCCUUUCUGGGGUAUACAUACCGAAGACCUAAAGAUUUUCUACUUGGAUUUGAGACCGAUCGUGGGAGAUCAUUAAUCGGCUAUGGUGAGCGUUGA
Histoplasma mississippiense is the source of this 1512-nucleotide messenger RNA. RefSeq lists its product as hypothetical. The transcript is spliced from 4 exons. Lineage: Eukaryota; Fungi; Ascomycota; Eurotiomycetes; Onygenales; Ajellomycetaceae. The record is from RefSeq and is a predicted model, not a curated record. Gene Ontology annotation, biological process: intracellular signal transduction; peptidyl-serine phosphorylation. Gene Ontology annotation, molecular function: ATP binding; protein serine/threonine kinase activity. The coding region runs from base 1 to 1512 and encodes 503 amino acids.